Molecule: messenger RNA, 11833 nt
Organism: Phyllostomus hastatus (greater spear-nosed bat)
Lineage: Eukaryota; Metazoa; Chordata; Mammalia; Chiroptera; Phyllostomidae
Gene: KCNMA1
Product: potassium calcium-activated channel subfamily M alpha 1
Exons: 32
Coding region: 817-4683 (1288 amino acids)
Biological process (GO): transmembrane transport; potassium ion transport
Cellular component (GO): postsynaptic membrane
Molecular function (GO): large conductance calcium-activated potassium channel activity
Source: RefSeq, a predicted model, not a curated record
GGAGCGCGGGGCGCGCGCCGAAGAGGACCGGGCGGCGAGAACGGGGACGAGGAGGAGCCGAAGAAGGCGAGGAGGAAUAACGCGCCGAGGCCGAGGAGGCUCAGUGGCGUGGCGACGCGCUCAGGCUGCAAGGGCUAGCUGCUGCGGCGCUCACCGACUGGCCGCGGUGAACCUGCCGCGGCCCAGUGCGCACAGGGGCGGGGAGACGGGUCGAGCGCAUCUAGGGAAGAAGGGCUGGCGCGGGGGCUUCCGGGCGGAGGGUACUGAUUAUACAUUAUUAACGAGUUGCCUCCUAAUAAGCCUAAAGCGGCUCGUCAGCGGCGCGAGUUGCGCGUGGGGAGGAGGUCUCGGGCCAGAGCGCAGCGCACAAGCGUGUCGCACGGCGGGCGGCGCCGCGCGGAGCCGAGGGCACCCGGGCCCGCGCACAGAGCCAAGGCGGGCCCGGGGGCGGUGCAGACCCUGGGCGCAGGCGGCCCGCGGCGCCCCUGGACUUUCCGUGCUCAGGGGCAGCGCGGUUCCUGGCGAGCGGCGGGUGGAGUAGAGGGAGCUGCCCCCGCGCUCCAUCCCCCUCCCCCCCGGGCGGGCGGGCCGGUGGCCGGGGGGAGGGCGGACGGCGCGGUUGGCUGUAUAUAUCUUCGCGCACCCCGCCAGGUCGCGCACAGCGCCCCGAGCCCAGGCGCCUCCCCGCCCCCUCCCCGCGCUCCGCGGCGGCGGCGGCAGCAGGAGCAGCAAUAUGGCUGUGGAUGGGUGCUCGGGGCGGCGCUGGCGGCGGGAGGAGCUCCCCCGAGCCCCUGCGCUGGCUGUCCGUUGCUAGCUAUGGCAAAUGGUGGCGGCGGCGGCGGUGGCAGCACCAGCGGCGGCGGCGGAGGCGGAGGCAGCAGUCUUAGAAUGAGUAGCAAUAUCCACGCGAACCAUCUCAGCCUAGACGCGUCCUCCUCCUCCUCUUCCUCCUCCUCUUCAUCCUCCUCCUCUUCCUCCUCGUCCUCGGUCCACGAGCCCAAGAUGGAUGCGCUCAUCAUCCCGGUGACCAUGGAGGUGCCGUGCGACAGCCGGGGCCAACGCAUGUGGUGGGCUUUCCUGGCCUCCUCCAUGGUGACUUUCUUCGGGGGCCUCUUCAUCAUCCUGCUCUGGCGGACGCUCAAGUACCUGUGGACCGUUUGCUGCCACUGCGGGGGCAAGACGAAGGAGGCCCAGAAGAUUAACAAUGGCUCAAGCCAGGCUGAUGGCACUCUCAAGCCAGUGGACGAAAAAGAGGAGGCAGUGGCAGCUGAGGUCGGCUGGAUGACCUCUGUGAAGGACUGGGCGGGGGUGAUGAUAUCUGCCCAGACACUGACCGGCAGAGUCCUGGUUGUCUUAGUCUUUGCUCUCAGCAUUGGUGCACUUGUAAUAUACUUCAUAGAUUCGUCAAACCCAAUAGAAUCCUGCCAGAAUUUCUACAAAGAUUUCACAUUACAGAUCGACAUGGCUUUCAACGUGUUCUUCCUCCUCUACUUUGGCUUGCGGUUUAUUGCAGCCAACGAUAAGCUGUGGUUCUGGCUGGAAGUGAACUCUGUAGUAGAUUUCUUCACGGUCCCCCCAGUGUUUGUGUCUGUGUACUUAAACAGAAGUUGGCUUGGUUUGAGAUUUUUAAGAGCUCUCAGACUGAUCCAGUUUUCAGAGAUUUUGCAGUUUCUGAAUAUCCUUAAAACAAGUAAUUCCAUCAAGCUGGUGAAUCUGCUCUCCAUAUUUAUCAGCACAUGGCUGACAGCAGCCGGGUUCAUCCACUUGGUGGAGAAUUCAGGGGACCCGUGGGAAAAUUUCCAAAACAACCAGGCUCUUACAUACUGGGAAUGUGUGUAUUUACUCAUGGUUACCAUGUCCACGGUUGGCUAUGGGGAUGUUUAUGCAAAAACCACACUUGGACGCCUCUUCAUGGUCUUCUUCAUCCUCGGGGGACUGGCCAUGUUUGCCAGCUACGUCCCUGAAAUCAUAGAGUUAAUAGGAAACCGCAAGAAAUACGGGGGCUCCUAUAGUGCGGUUAGUGGAAGAAAGCACAUUGUGGUCUGUGGACACAUCACUCUGGAGAGUGUUUCCAAUUUCCUGAAGGACUUUUUGCACAAGGACCGGGACGAUGUCAACGUGGAGAUCGUCUUUCUUCACAACAUUUCUCCUAAUCUGGAGCUCGAAGCUCUAUUCAAACGACAUUUUACUCAGGUGGAAUUUUAUCAGGGUUCAGUCCUCAAUCCACAUGAUCUUGCAAGAGUCAAGAUAGAGUCAGCAGAUGCGUGCCUCAUCCUUGCCAAUAAAUACUGCGCUGACCCUGAUGCUGAAGAUGCCUCCAACAUCAUGAGAGUAAUCUCCAUAAAGAACUACCAUCCGAAGAUAAGAAUCAUCACUCAAAUGCUGCAGUAUCACAAUAAGGCCCAUCUGCUAAACAUCCCAAGCUGGAAUUGGAAAGAGGGUGAUGAUGCAAUCUGCCUCGCAGAGCUGAAGCUGGGGUUCAUAGCCCAGAGCUGCCUGGCCCAGGGCCUCUCCACCAUGCUCGCCAACCUCUUCUCCAUGAGGUCAUUCAUAAAGAUUGAGGAAGACACAUGGCAGAAAUACUACUUGGAAGGAGUCUCAAAUGAAAUGUACACAGAAUAUCUCUCCAGUGCCUUCGUGGGUCUGUCUUUCCCUACUGUUUGUGAGCUAUGUUUUGUGAAGCUCAAGCUCCUAAUGAUAGCCAUUGAGUACAAGUCUGCCAACCGAGAGAGCCGAAGCCGAAAGCGUAUAUUAAUUAAUCCUGGAAACCAUCUUAAGAUCCAAGAAGGUACUUUAGGAUUUUUCAUCGCAAGUGAUGCCAAAGAAGUUAAAAGGGCAUUUUUUUACUGCAAGGCCUGUCACGAUGACAUCACAGAUCCCAAGAGAAUAAAAAAAUGCGGCUGCAAACGGCUCAAGGUUGAAGCUAGAUCACGCUAUUCCAAAGACCCAUUUGAGUUCAAGAAUGCAACUCACAAUUCUCGGCUUGUGACCAAGCCAGUUGAAGAUGAGCAGCCCUCAACGCUGUCACCAAAAAAAAAGCAACGGAAUGGAGGCAUGCGGAACUCCCCCAGCUCCUCACCCAAGCUGAUGAGGCAUGACCCCUUGUUAAUUCCUGGCAAUGAUCAGAUUGACAACAUGGACUCCAACGUGAAGAAAUACGACUCUACUGGGAUGUUUCACUGGUGUGCACCCAAGGAAAUAGAGAAAGUCAUCCUGACACGAAGUGAAGCAGCCAUGACCGUCCUGAGUGGCCACGUAGUGGUCUGCAUCUUUGGCGAUGUCAGCUCAGCCCUGAUUGGCCUCCGGAACCUGGUGAUGCCACUCCGUGCCAGCAACUUUCAUUACCAUGAGCUCAAGCACAUCGUGUUUGUGGGCUCCAUUGAGUACCUCAAGCGGGAAUGGGAGACUCUUCAUAACUUCCCCAAAGUGUCCAUAUUGCCUGGUACGCCAUUAAGUCGGGCUGAUUUAAGGGCCGUCAACAUCAACCUCUGUGACAUGUGCGUUAUCCUGUCAGCCAAUCAGAAUAAUAUUGAUGAUACUUCGCUGCAGGACAAGGAAUGCAUCUUGGCGUCACUCAACAUCAAAUCUAUGCAGUUUGAUGACAGCAUCGGGGUCUUGCAGGCCAAUUCCCAAGGGUUCACGCCUCCAGGAAUGGAUAGAUCCUCUCCAGAUAACAGCCCAGUGCAUGGGAUGUUACGUCAGCCAUCCAUCACGACUGGGGUCAACAUCCCCAUCAUUACUGAAUUAGCUAAGCCUGGCAAGUUGCCUUUGGUAUCAGUCAAUCAGGAAAAAAACAGUGGGACGCACAUUCUAAUGAUAACUGAACUGGUGAACGAUACUAAUGUUCAGUUUUUGGACCAAGACGAUGACGAUGACCCUGACACAGAACUGUACCUCACGCAGCCAUUUGCAUGUGGGACAGCAUUUGCCGUCAGCGUCCUGGACUCACUCAUGAGUGCGACAUACUUCAAUGACAAUAUCCUUACCCUGAUACGGACCCUGGUGACCGGAGGAGCCACACCGGAGCUCGAGGCUCUGAUUGCUGAGGAGAAUGCUCUUCGAGGGGGUUAUAGCACCCCCCAGACGCUGGCCAAUAGGGACCGCUGCCGCGUGGCCCAGUUAGCAUUGCUGGAUGGGCCCUUUGCAGACUUGGGGGAUGGUGGUUGUUAUGGUGAUCUGUUCUGCAAAGCUCUGAAAACAUAUAAUAUGCUUUGUUUUGGAAUUUACCGACUGAGAGAUGCUCACCUCAGCGCCCCCAGCCAGUGCACGAAGAGGUAUGUCAUCACCAACCCCCCAUACGAGUUCGAGCUCGUGCCGACGGACCUGAUCUUCUGCUUAAUGCAGUUUGACCACAACGCCGGCCAGUCCCGGGCCAGCCUCUCCCAUUCCUCCCACUCAUCCCAGUCCUCCAGCAAGAAGAGCUCCUCUGUUCACUCCAUCCCAUCCACAGCAAACCGUCCGAACCGGCCCAAGUCCCGGGAGUCCCGAGACAAACAGAAUGCAACAAGGAUGAAUAGAAUGGGCCAAGCAGAAAAGAAAUGGUUUACAGAUGAACCGGAUAAUGCCUAUCCGAGAAACAUUCAAAUCAAGCCCAUGAGUACCCACAUGGCUAACCAGAUCAACCAAUAUAAAUCCACAAGCAGCUUGAUUCCACCAAUCAGAGAAGUUGAAGAUGAAUGUUGACUCCCAGGUGACCAGAACUAUUUUUUUAAAGCCUGACAAACUUCAUAAAUGGUGAUGUGACUUUUCUUCCUCUUACAUACUGAAUCACUGGUGGAAACAUUAGGCUAAGCGAGGUUGGCAAGAAAAUAAAGUAGACAGAUCUUUCUCUUUGUCUGCCUGAAUAUUGCUUCCAUGUAUUUUGGAAAAGAAAAUGAUUUCACUUAUAAAUGAACAUACUUAAAUAGUCAUGUAUAGCCUCUAGCAUUUUAAAUUAUUUUUAUUUAUUAGAAAGAAAAUAUAUUUUUCCUUUGUUUUCACUGUCAAAUAUCUUCCUUAUAUCUAAACAAUGCAAAAUCAAAAUGAAUAUGUGGCCAGACUCCUUAAUAUGUAUUUCUCUUCUUUGUCUUUUUCUUUGAGGAGAAUGAUGGUCACCACCACAAUUAAUUGUAAUGAAAGGAAAUGGGUUAUCAGAAAAAAAUUUUAAAUGGUUCAAAGAUGUAAAUGUAUUUUAGUACAUUCAAAAAAAGAAGACAAAAGGGUGCAGGUGAAUUUCCUGGAUGGGUCUGUAUUUUGGCUGCACUGACACCAGCUCUUAAUAAAUGGAAACAUUUAUUUUCACAGUUGAAAGUCAUAUUUUUGUAGUUUUAGUUUUCAUUCUGUAUUUCUUAUCCCUUUGUUCAUAUACUUAAAGGGGAGACCUUCUUGCAGCUUUUCUACAAUUGCCAGAUCAGGUUUACUCAGCCAACUAACAAUACCAGGAGAGUUGUGAGCACGCCUGGGAAUGUGGAAAGUGAGGACCAGAUGCACAGGAGACAUUGCUCUGUCUAUUGUUCUAGUGGUGGGAACUCCCACAUGUUGUUGUGCUUCUCAUUCCAUAUCUCCGAACUUCCCAUGCAAGUAUUUCAACUAUGAAAGGGUCUGGUGGGCUUUCCCCACUCCCCAAGUCUCAGAGAUUUUAGCCUGAAAGUUUAUAAUAAACAUUAAUGAACAGUUGUACUUCACAGUAGGAUGUGAUAAAACACUUAUUCUUUUCAUUGAAUUUUGUUUAAAAACCAAAAAUUUUCUAUAAUCAAGGACACAACUUUUGCCCAGAUUUUAGCUUUUCAGGCUUUCCUUCUGUCCCUGGGACAAACAAAACCCACAAACUUGCUACAACAAUAUAAAAAAUAAUAACAAAAGGAAAGCAACAAAUACACUUAAAAUAAACUGUUAGAAAAGGCCUUGGAAAAUUACCAGAAGUGAAAUCCAAUGUAUCAGCCACUUCAAUCUAUGGUCAAAAGAUUUGUUUAGCCAUCAGACACAAUUACCAUGUCUCACAGCUCUGCUGCCACUUGCAUGCUCAGUGUACAGUCGUCCCAGCAACUGUUAAGUUCCAAAUGAGUUAGCAAGUCUUCUAACUUCAAAAUUAUCAACCUUUGAUACAAUGAUCAGGGUCUCUGGAGAAGCAUGGAUGUGACAGUGAUUUUUAUUUUCUUAAAAAUGUGAACGGUGGACACUUGAAAAAACCAAACUUACCAAAAUAUCCCCAAAAGUCCCAUAAUAUCUAUUCCAUUAAUUCUUUAGGCUAUGACCCUGUGGUACCUAGUGUGUUAGCACACAUCAGAUCAGAGGCAAGCAAUGGAGUCACCAUGAAAACACGUGUCCACUAAGUGCUCCAGUUACAGCAUAGACGAAAUGCGCUUCCACUUCCGUCCCUGUGGAGCCAGCAUCGUUGUGCUUCCACCGUGUAGGCACCAUCCUGAAGUGACUUGUCAGACUGUGUCGUCACAUUUUGUAGAAUUAGUUCUAUAAAAGCAUUGUGAUUAUAAUGUAUGUCCAAUUGGAUUGUUUAAAAACUACUUAUAACCAAUUGCUAGCCUACUCAGCAGACUAAAAUGACGUAAGCAGUUUAUAUUCAGGCUUAUAAACAUUUCCUGGUUUCCAACAGAAGUAAUGUUGGUUUGUGGGGUGAAUCUCUUGCUAGGAUUUUACACCUUUCCUGAAAGCCAGGCUUUCUUUCACACGAUGAUUUUGCACUGGGGUCACCUUAACACAUUCACAUCAAUCCACACUCUUCUUUCCUUCAUGAACUCUGAGGGACUCUUCUUCACCCUUGUUCCUACAACCACUUCUGAAUUUGUCCUAACUAUUCGGUCUCCUCUGGCAGGUGAUGGUGGCCACCUAAAUAAUCUUAGAGGGACUUAAGCCACAGAGUCCCAUGCCUGCUCCCCUCUCUCCCCCUCUCUCCACACCAAGCCAGUCUGGAAACAGAUAUAUAUGUAAACUCCAGGCCCAUCAAUGUUAGAGAUUUGAAUCUGAACUUUCAAAAAAAUAUGACUGAGAUGGUUCUCUACAAUAAAGGUAUCCCCCCAACCCCCCCCCAAAAAAACUAAUAAGUGGGAAUCUGUUUUCUUCUAAGUUGGAGCAGGAAGCUCAUGCUCUUUUACCUUUGUAAUAAUGGAUUGUUCUGGGCCAAAAAAUAAAAUCAGGCAUGCUUUUAAAGAAUUGUGAAAAAAUGAUUGGUUGGUGGCUCCUUUGGUGAAAGCUGCUUGCUGGUAGGUUGAAAGUAAAAUGAAAAGAGAAACAAGGUUGUGCAAUCACUGAGGGGCUCAUCAGAAUGCCAGAGCUUCCUGGUUUGUUUCUGUUUGUUGAGGUCUCUGGCCCUGAGGAAGUGCUCACCCUACCCCACCACAACAAACUCAUCAUUCUGGAUAAACUCAGUAUAGACCAGUGAUGGCCAUCUUUGGUACAGUGUUACAAGGCCCUGCUCUCCUAUCCUAGUUUGGGGUUCAGAAAAGCCUUUUUCCCAAACUAAAUUUUCUUGGGUGCAUUGAGCAUCAAAGGCUCACCAAAAGGCUAUUUAAAAAACAGAAAGCACCUACUUAUAAAGGCAUCAUCACUGUCACUGUCUUUUUAUAUUUUUACUUUCAUUGGAGAAAUUUUAUAUUUUAAAACAUCACCUUGAACCAAUAUAAAACACCAUAAACAAAAGUGAUUGUAAGACAUGUUGGGGAACACCCAGGAACUCUUUUCCUUCAUAGGUUUUGUACAAAAUGUAGUUGAAGGCUUUAAAUAAAGUAAGAAUUAAAUCUGUUUGUUUAGAAUUGGAAAGGGGGGAAAUGAAAAUACUUAAGAAACUUGGGGAUAUUUUCAUGUGAAAAGGUGAGAGUCCCACUAAUGGUUUCAUUGAAGGUUCUAGAACUACUACAUCUGUAAAUAACUAGCUAUACAUUUUGAAAAUGUCCUUUAAACUCUCUGAGUCCCUGUGACCUUUGUAAAUGAGAGGGAUUCAUCUAGAUGAUUCUAAGAUCUCUUUAAGAUCAGAGAGGGCAUGGUCUAAGUUAGAGUGGGAGCCUGGGAACCCACCCUUGGAGACAAUCUUGUCCUGUGCUAGACCGAUGGUCCUCCUAGCUGUUCCACUCAGGCAGUACUGCAAAGGGCCAUGUGCAUUUUAUGCUCUGGACACAAAGCAGUUAGUUUCAUUUUUCUGCUUUACAGUUUGGAAUCUUUUAGGUUCAAAACACAAAUUUCAAAAUUCAUAUUCUCCUGAACCACAUUGAUUAGAUUGUUCUGUGUGUUCCUGAGGUUUUCUUUGCAAUCUCAUUCCUGCCUGCCCUUUUUCUUGGCUCAACAUUCAGUUUUGGUCAAUCCCUUCACCUUUAACCCAUAUCUCCAAUUUCCAUGAUGUAGUUUGAGGCUCAUGAAUACUAGAUUCCUGAAGUUUUCAUCAUUUUUUACUUUUGCAUGCACAUCUGGGCUUUAGGAAGUAAUCAGUCAUAUCUCACUUUAUUCCAUAUUCACUGUUUAUUUGAUUUUUUCUUUCAGUUUUACACUAUCUCUUUGCUACUUAUAUUCAUAAGUCUAGUUUUGAUCUAUCAUUUUUUAUUGUUGAAGAGAACCUCAGUAAAAGAAGCAAGGGAGGAAAGUAUAAAAGGAGGAAGAGAUGUAGAAAGAGAGAGGGAAAAAAAUAUCAAACUAACUGACUGGUAAGCCUCCUUAUUCAUAGGAGACUAAGCAAAUCCAUUCAACUUGGACAUAGAGUUCCAGUGCAGAAUCUGUCUACUUUCUAUUCUUUCUCUGUAGGCUGCCUAUUUCUAUUCUGUUCCUAUUUUCUGACUUUGGAGUGGUGGUAAAAUCACCAGUUACUAUGGUCCAUGAAAAGACCUUUACUAGUUAGAGCUUGACUUACCAUCUUUUAAAAACAGAAGGAACUGAGAAUUGACUUACAACCUACCUGGUUAAUCACCUUUCUGCCCUGCCUCUAUUCAUCCCAUGUUCCCAAAGGGCAUUUUUUUUCUAUUUAGAACAGAUUAUUUAAAAUUUGAAUUCCAUGUUUAUUUGAGGAGCUAAGGUGGUCCUUUGGAUUUAUUUAUGAGAGAAUAGUAAUUAGAAAUGAUUUCUAGCCAGUUUGUGCUAGUGCGACCAUAUUAGUGUUUAACUGAAGUCUAUUUUAAUUGAUUGUUGCCCAAGCAAUAACAGUUGUUAAUAUUUUCAAAAUUGCCAUGCAACAAUUCAAAUACUUUAGGAACUACAGAGCUUGCCGUUCCUAUUGUACGUUUGCUGGGAACAUGCACAGAGACAAAGCAGCGUGUGUGCCUGAUGCAGAAGGCCCCCACAACAGUGGAAGGGUACACGAUACCAUGGCUUCGUGUGGUUAGACUAGGAAGCAAUUUUAAGUGGGGCUCUCUGUACCAGACCUUCCUUUUUGUGCCUUGUUUUCUUUAGCAAGAAAGGGGGACUGAGACUUCUGUAUCUAAAGAUAGGCUAAACUCAGGACACUUGUCAAGGAGCUGGGAAGAAAGAACAAAAACAAAAGAAUAUAAACAGCAUUUUAUAGCACCAUCAGCCAGGAGCAUGUGUGUCAUGGCAGGAGUUAGUGCUUUGGGUUGAAAUGAGGGAGAGGUUGCAUUGACCUCUGUGGGUUGGGGAAAAUACAAAGGAACAUAAUGCUUGGUGGGUUUGGAGGGAUUUCAAUAGGCAAUAAGUGAUUGGAGAAAUGUGGAGCAUGAGGGUUUUCCAGGGAGAGGGGGUUUAAUGGACCAUAGCUCAUUGGUAAGAAUGUGAUUUCAAGACAUAGACCAUUUUGUCUAUGGGGUUGAGGUCACAUAGGAGAGCUGAGGAGAACUAAGAUGAGACUUCCUGGAAGAGGCUAGAAAGUAAAUAGUUUUAAGGGCCAAGCUAAAAGUUUGAGACUUGAUUUUAAAAGUCAUGGAAAGCCACUAAAAGUUUUAAACAGAAUGAUGAAUACCAAUGCCUGUGCAUUUGUCAGGUUGAAAGUUUUGCAAUGUCAGUUUCUCCUGGAAGUCAUUGUGAGAGUGUGCACAAGGUUGAAUGUUUUCUCAGUAGCAAUGCGUUCUCAGGGAUGCACACUCCAAAUCAACACUCAGUGUUCUGAAGCUCCUGUCUUCCUCCAAUAUGUGCUAGGGAUCGUGAUAACUGUAGCAGCUUAGUUGGAGUUGUAGAGGCUGGUGUGUGGGCUGGGAGUUGGGACAGUGACUAUAAUUCUGAAGGUUCUUUGUGAAGGGAACACUGAAUGUGGACCUCAAGGGAAGAAACAUGUGGAGGGAUAGAAAAGAAGACAGGAAGGGGAGCCAGCAAGUACAGGCAGCUAAGAAAUAUUUUGGAUUCACCCAGAGUACAAGAAGCUGAGAGCUAUGAGUAAGAGAAUGCCUCACAGGAACAAGGAGUAAGAAAAGUAGUGUGGAUGAGAGGGUUACCGCAGACCAUGUGGAUUUGCAAACCAGGCCCACAGAAGUACUUGUAAAGUGGGGGGCGUGUCUGAAUUCUCCAAGGGAGGAAGUACAGGCAUGAAAAAUCAGCUGUCAGAAGACUAUUAGGGGGCUAUAUUCAUAUUUUUAGGAGCUAAAAGGAGUAGGAUAAGUAGACACUCCUGGCAUAGAGGACCUAGGGUACUCCAGAAUCAGGAAAAUGGGAAACAUGAGAGGGACACUUUAAGAUAGAAAGGGUAGCUUACCUAUGAGGUUGGAGCUGAAGGGUAUUAGAGAUCAUGACUCAGAAGUAAAAAGACUCACUUGAUUAGAGCAGGAAAUGUGUCUAUGUGUCAAGAGGCCUGGCUCGGCGUGGGCAGUUGUCAGCCAGCGUGUGUUGCUUUGGAUGCCAUGGGCAGUGGAGGUUGGAGAGCUCUCCUAGGUCCCUGGCUUUCUUCCUGGGGAAGGAUUCAGAAGAGAGGGCCUCUUCUUUCACUUCCCUGUGCAUGUCACUGUGUUGUUUCUCACCCCCCAACUUAGGCACACACACCUGAGCUUUGGUUUCAGGCUUUUUAAAUGCUAUGGUCAUUUUGCUUUGGUGGCUUUUCUUGACAGGCAGCAUGAGGAGAGGGUCUUUUUUGGCCUGGUGAAAGCUGAGCUUAAUUUCUAGGUAGGCUUUAAAUUUAAAAAAGUUUCAUUUGGCCUGUUUAUCCCCUUGAGAAUUUCUGUGUUUCUUCUCCUCCACAUUGCUCUUCAGCACAACAGGGACAAAGUGACACCGAAGCUGUCCAAUGUACCCGUGUUGGGAAGCAGUGCUGGGCCCCUUGCUCAGAAUCUCAGAGAUGUAGAUAUGGCACCGACACAUGCCUGCCAGAGCAAACCAGAGUUUUCCUCACGUGGGAUUCAGGACCCAUUUGAGAAGGCAGCCAGCAGGGUGGCUAGACACCUACUUCCACACUGCCCACCCCAGACAGGCCUGCUCCCUUUCCCUUCCUGCCCCUGAGCACAGCCUGAGACAUGUUUGACCAGAAAUGAAUCACUUCAAACGUAAAUCAAGAUCGGCCUGAAAUCCUAAUUUAAAAUGUUCCAUUCCUAGGUGGCACAAUCACUUCCUGCCUAAAACUUCUGGCCCACUUCCCACCAUGCAGAGGCUGUAAAGAAAUUUCCCCCCACUUAACACCAACACCUGCACUCCACAUUUCUUCAGGGGACAAAGAAAAAAUACGCUUACACAGAGGUCAGCCUACAUGUUCAUUAAGGAAGAAGAGUGUGGCUUAUUCAUCUGUGUUUUCAACUUUUGAUUGUUGGCAUUAUGAUUACAAUUAUGAAUUAGUGACUGUGACUGGACAGGAAUUGGAAAGAACACAUGCUGGUGCUCUGAAAUGAUCUACCCAACUCCAUCAUCUGUAACAACCAGUGAUAACUCUCUUGUCUUGUAAAAAGGGUUUGUACAUAACUUGUACAUGGUUUCAUUUUGUAUUUUU